UGCUGGCAAGGUGUCAUAGCCACUGAAAAGGACAGAAAGUAAAUAAUUAAUAUUUGGGAUUUGCGGUGAUUCAAAUUAACAAGUCAGGAGUAUACCUAAAACACAGGAACGUGAGAAGGGGAAAACCAUGCAUGUGCAUUUCACUAUUUUGAAUGACUGCUACAAUUUGGUGUCUUGCCCUCAACAAAACUGCAGUUUACUUGAAGAUUAAGACAUUUUUAGAUAUGACUUUUGGGGCUGGAGGCCACACAAAAAUGAUCCUUUCCCAAGCUUCUGACAUCUCGGUGUUUGCCUUGGACAGAGAUCCAAUAGCACAUGAAAUUGCAAAACAGGUUUCCCAGAUGUAUCAUGGUCGUAUUCAACCUCUUCUUGGAAGAUUCAGCCAGCUGGACAGCUUGUUAGUGGCAUCGGGCGUGGAUACAGACACUUUUGAUGGAGUUGUCAUAGAUGCAGGCUGCUCCUCUAUGCAAUUAGAUGUCCCAUGGCGAGGGUUUGCAUUAAGCAAAGAUGGCCCACUUGACAUGAGAAUGGAUGGGGACAGGUACCCUGACGUGCCCACCGCAGCUGACGUGGUGAAUGCCUUAGAUCAACAGUCACUUGCGUCCAUCUUGAGGAUCUACGGAGAAGAAAGGCAUGCAAAGAAAAUAGCUGCAGCCAUCGCACAGGCACGCAGCAUCUAUCCCAUCACUCGCACUCAGCAGCUCGCCAGUAUAGUUGCAGAAGCUGCCAAUGGCGUCAUCACUGGCUCUGGGGAGUUACUGAGCCAGUAUGUGGGAGGGAGUUGAAUCAAUAUGCACAGUUGAAGUCGGAGCAUGCUGUGUUUAUGACUUUCUCUCUAUUGAUGCGUAGCUUCUAAAUGUUGUCUUAGUAAUUCUUCCCAGUACAAGGAGCAGAAUCUGGAUUCCCGGUCAGAGAUUCAAUUAUCAGCCCGUAUUUAGUAAUUCAGCUGCCCUCAAUAAGGAAACUGAUAUUUGCUGGACUGAUUGAAAGGUUGAGUGCUUUGUGUUUGCUGUCAUAGAUGAACUCUCUGUUUUUGGAUUGUGGCAAUGUUGGGGAGGGCAAGGGUGUGAAUGGUUUGGAGAUGAGGAAGCAACAGCAAAGAGACUGCAACGUCCUGAUAAGCAGUCCUCCUGUUGGCUAUUAUGAAACAGGUUUGCUGAAGCAGUGAAGAAAACCGUAUUCUAAAAUUUGCACCCUCAUGUCUGAAGGAGAAUAGAUUGAAAACAUAAAGUGGAUAAAUAUAACCUUAAAAAAUUGUGCAUCCAUAACUUGCAGAAUAUUCCAUAGUUUUGUUGAUGGAACAUAAUAGAAUGAUUAUACAAGCUACAAUAUGUUUAUAUUUUAGAAAGGAAUCAAAUAUAUUCAUAAAUAUACAAUUUAAUAUUUUUCACUCCAAUCUGAAUUGAAAUCCAGUGAACUUGAAAAGCAACUUAUUGCUAAUGGUACUGCUAAAUCUAAUCAUCUAAAGAGUUGCAGUCAGGUUGGAAGACAAAUGACAGUAUUGAACUACUCGGAAAUUUAAAAGUGAUUAAUUUAUUAAUUAUCUCAUGUUCAAAUGUCAAAGAUGAUCUUUGGAAUUCUUCAUGGAUUUCAAAGGCAGCUUAAAACCUGAUCUCCAAAUUAAUUUCCCUGCUGCUUUUACUGCACCAGAAUACCUUUGUGAGCUGCAGCAGAGAUAUUUUAUUCAUUCAUAGGAUGUGGGCAUCACUGGCUAGGCCAGCAUUUAUUGAUCAUUCCUAAUUGCCCACAGAGCAGUUAAGAAUUAACCACAUUGCUGUGGGUCUAGAGUCACAUGUAAUCCAGACCAGGUAAGGAUGGCGGCUUCCCUCCCUAAAGGACAUUAGUGAACCAGAUGGGUUUUACUGACAAUUAGUAAUGGAUUUACGGUCAUUGUUAGACUCUCAAUUCCAGAUAUUAACAGGAUUCAAAUUCCACCAUCUGCCGUGGCAGAAUUCGAACCUGGGUGUCUGGAUUAAUAGUCCUGCAAUAAUUCCACUAGGUGAUUGCCUCCCUCAAAUGGUGAUUAUUCUUGAAAUUUUGCACAAGGUUUUACAUAAAUCUAACUCAAGAUUACUUACCCAUUGCUUCCUGGACUGAAUUCCUGGUUUCAGGGACUCGAGAGACAUAAAUGCUUCAGAUUUUAGAGAGUGUAGCACAUUGUGGAUAUUAUUUUGUAACUUGACUGUUUUACUUGCCGCAGCCCAGGCUGAACCAUUAAGGAAUUAUAAAAUGCUUCCCUUUACAUUCUGUAGGUUUGAGAAAAUUCCGGUGCAAUUUUAUAGUUUGAAACAGUGGAAGUCAUUUUUCAAGGUUAAAUUAAAUUAUUGCUUUGCCUUUUGAUAAUUAUUCUCCUGUUUUUGGCUCAAGAAACACUUAUAUUUUUGAAUUUGUAACUCUCAAAACCUGUAGAAUUUUGAACCACAAGAACAGUCCCCUUUGUAAUUCUAAACUACAAAUAGAGAAAAUUCUUUGGAAUAAAAGAUCAUAAAAAGGUUUUGUGCUUUCACACUUGAGAUCAAACAUUUCAUGUCUAUGUGCAGCUGCAUUAUUUUACCAAUGUUGCAUCAAAAUAAUAUAUUCUCAGUUUCAAAGUUUUAUAGCAACUUAAAUGAUGUUGGAUAAGGAUACAGAAACAAACACACUCCUUGUUUCAACAUUGAUCUAUGUACUGACAAUGAACAAAAUUGUUAUUUUCCACUCAGUCCAACAUUCACAAAUCCAUUCAUUAUUUUUAAAUUAAUAAAAUAUGAACAGGUUGUAGUUACACAAAAAUGUGAAGUGGUAAUUUGAACUUUUUGUAAAACCUUUCUAAAGCACAACCUUUCAUCUUGAGAAUACUCAGGCUUAAGAACCCCAUUCAAAAUGGGGUUUUCAUGAACAGUGGAGUUUUUAAGAAAUGUUGUCUUGUCCCCAGUGGCUAAAAUAUGAAAUAUUAAUUUUCGACUUCCAUUGUCUAAUUUUAGCAUCUGAGACCUUUAUAUGCUAAAGUAGUUUUUAAAAAGGAAGAAACAGAGACAUAAAAUGGUCACAAUGAUCACCUGGCCACAGAUUGAGGCAAAUUCAGGAAAUUGAUGUGGUGUAAACAAUUUGUAUGAACUGAAAUAACCAUUUUAUCUAAAAAUAUUGAAACUAGUCAACAGACUGAGGUGUCAAGAAACUCACACCUCUUGCUUUAAUCUACACUUACAUGAAAGGUUGCACAUAUUGGACAUGAAAGGGUUGUCUCCAGCAGUCCAACUUGGAAAGAUGAUAGAGCCAGACUUGGAAAUACACAAAUGAGUCAUAUUUCAGUGGCUACUUGGCAGAGCAGCAGACAGGAAGAAAAUGGAUUGGUUACAGGAAGGAGUGGAAGACUCUCUCUCCUCCCUGUUUCCUUCUCAUAUGUUUGAAAGCCAGUGCUGCGACAAAACAAAUCAUAGAAACUAUUGUUCACUGGAACUCGAGGAUUGUACAAAUUUUGCUACAACUUAGGAUACAAGCUAUUAACUACUAAGGCCUCCAGUUCAAUUGUAAAAACUCAAGGAAUACAAAUCUUUCUAAACUCAUGCUCAUUAUCUUCCUCAAGUAAAAACUGAAAUUUCUGGAGAAGUUUGGUAGGCCUGGCAGCAGUAUGGGAAGAAAACAGAGUUAAUGUUUCAAAUCUGGUGACUCUUCAUCAGAACUCUUCAUCUUCCUAUUGUACUAGCUGCUCCCUCCUUUUAAGUCUUUAUGUCUGUGCAUGCAUGUGUUUGAUUUUGCAUUUUAUUAUUUUUCAGUUAGAUGGUAAUAACAUUCCUCCUUCAUUACCAUCUUAAUUUUAACUGUUACUACAUUUUAAUUGAAAAAUGAUAAAACUGCAGAAUAAAAAAAUUAAAAAUCUUUGUCACAGCAAACCAAAGGGAUUAAAAAGAUUGGAGCCAAUUCCCUCUUCACCUGGAUGUGACAGUGAUGUGGAAGUACCAGUGUUAGACUGGGCUGGAUGAGGUCAGAGGUCACAUGCCACCAGGUUAUAGACCAGCAGGUUUAUUUGAAAUCACAAGCUUUCGGAGCACUUCACCUGACGAAGGGGCUAAGAAGAGAAUGAAUUUCUUCCAAGAUGCUCUAGACGCAAGAGGUGACCUAUAUCUCAGCCAGAGUCUGAGGAAUCUGACCUGGUACUAAAACUCCCCAGGAGGAGCUAAAAGAAAAAGAACAGGCCUGUGUGCUUGGACUCAGAGGGGGAGGGGUGCAGUGAUUGUAACAAGGUCAGCCAGGUGGACCUCAGAGAAUAUGAGUUCCCUGAUUGGGCAAGAUUAACAGCCCCAAUCAGGGAGCCACGGCUGACAGGUAAAAACAGAAGUGUCAGACACACUGACACCCUGGUCGUUGACUCUGAUGAGGCUGUACCAGAGUCAAGAACUUUACCAUGUGUGAAAAAAAGGGUGACUUGGUGACAGGAUACCAGCCUCUGUGGAGUUAUUUCACUCAUGUUCAGCAGUGUCGGCCAGGGAGAGGCUGACAGAGUUGCAAACAAACCAGUUAAAUUGAGGUCAUUGAAGUAAAAAAAAACAGUAAGCAACAGACAAAAAUGCUGUAAAAUGAUGGCAGUUCAGGAUGGUGAAGUCAGACACAUCCAUCAAAAUGAGAAUGUCACUUACAGUAUUUGGCAAUCUGGCUUUGAAUGGUGGAAAUCUUCAUUGAAAUUUCUGAGCAUUGAUUUGAUUUGAUUUAUUGUAAUCACAUGUACGUAAGUACAGUGAAAGGCUGUGUUUGCAGAUCAUAGUAAGCAAGGACAUACAGACCACAGGGUGCUUAGACAGAGUGAGGCAUACAGGUUAUACUGCACUGGAGGUGCGCGAAGCAAGAUUAACAUUUGUUUUAUAUGCUCAGUAAUAAGGGGAUGUGCUUUAAAACAGCACGGGGAAUCUUUAGUAGAGCACUUUGUACUAAACAGCAGGUUUAAGAAACCAAUGAGGCCUGCAAAAACUCUUACUAUAACUAUUUGAAAACACCUGCUAUCCUAGAAUGAAGAUCUCUGUGUCAGGCAGAGUGAGGUUUGCUAGCUGUUCAUCAAUUACACUGCCAUUGGACAGAUAAAACAAGGAGUUCCUACAUUCAGAAGUCAGACAUACUCGCUAAUAACUUGUGUUGUCAUGCAGAUGUAGAAAAUGUAAAAAUUGUAUAGCAUUUGAGUAUUUAAGAGUUUUGUCUGUGCUUAAAUUUAAUGUGGUGAUACAUUUUAAAAGAAGUUCCAAUUAGAAGAGCUUGGUUUUGUAUUGAAAUGCUUAAUUGUUUACUUAACUUUAAAGCUAGUAAUUGCAGGUUUGUUUUAAUCACAUUUUGUUUUCUUUAAUAUACAAGGAAACACAAAACAGAAUGUUAUUUUACUCUGCAGUACUAUCGUCUCAUUUGAAUGACCAAAUUUAAAAUAAUGUGUUGGCAGUAAAAAUUAUUAGUGUUUGAAAUGUAGCGCUGUACAAAGGUUCUGCAUAUAUGCAUGAAUUAAAAACAACUAAUACUAUUUUUGCAGUUACAUGGAAGAGUUUAUUUUGUCACAGUUGCAUUUUAAAUUGAGCAUAGUAGUCACACCAAAAAACAAUAUAUAUUGCCAAUUAAUUAUUCGUUUCUAAGCAAUCAAUUAACUACUCUUCUGUUUA
Molecule: messenger RNA, 5615 nt
Organism: Rhincodon typus (whale shark)
Lineage: Eukaryota; Metazoa; Chordata; Chondrichthyes; Orectolobiformes; Rhincodontidae
Gene: mettl15
Product: methyltransferase like 15
Exons: 5
Coding region: 153-785 (210 amino acids)
Biological process (GO): rRNA base methylation
Molecular function (GO): rRNA (cytosine-N4-)-methyltransferase activity
Source: RefSeq, a predicted model, not a curated record